This is a messenger RNA of Condylura cristata (star-nosed mole), 1358 nucleotides long. RefSeq names its product myomesin-2-like. The record is from RefSeq and is a predicted model, not a curated record. Gene Ontology annotation, molecular function: protein binding. NCBI's taxonomy places the organism in Eukaryota, Metazoa, Chordata, Mammalia, Eulipotyphla, Talpidae. The annotation marks the transcript as partial. The transcript is spliced from 7 exons.
UGCCGCUGUCCUCUGUGGUUCCCUACACCCACUUUGACGUCCAGUUUCUGGAGAAGUUCGGGGUCACCUUCAGAAGGGAAGGCGAGACGCUCACCCUCAAGUGCAAGCUGCUGGUGACCCCGGAGCUGAAGCGCGUGCGGCCGCGCGCGGAGUGGUACAGGGAUGACGUGCUGCUGCGGGAGUCCAAGUGGACCAGCAUGUUCUUCGGGGAGGGCCAGGCCUCGCUGAGCUUCAGCCACCUGCACAAGGACGACGAGGGCCUGUACACGCUGCGCAUCGAGUCCCGGGGCGGCGUCAGCGAGCACAGCGCCUUCCUCUUCGUGAGAGACGCCGACCCGCUGGUCACCGGCGCCCCGGGCGCGCCCAUGGACCUGCAGUGUCUCGACGCCAACCGCGACUACGUCAUCGUGGCCUGGAAGCCGCCCAACACCACCAGCCAGAGCCCCGUCCUCGGCUACUUCGUCGACCGCUGCGAGGUGGGGACGGACAACUGGGUGCAGUGCAACGACGCCCCCGUGAAAAUCUGCAAGUACCCGGUGACCGGGCUCUGCGAAGGCCGCUCCUACCAGUUCCGCGUGCGGGCGGUCAACAGCGCCGGCGUCAGCAGGCCGUCCCGGGCCUCGGAGGCGGUGGCCGCCCUGGACCCCGCGGACCUCGGAAGGCCGCAAGCGGCCUGCCUGGAGGGGGACAAAGACGUCAGCUAUCAGGACGAGCUGGAGGGCGACGUCCAGAUCCCAGGCCCCCCCACCAACGUGCACGCCUCGGAGACCAGCCAAACCUACGUGGUCCUGAGCUGGGAGCCCCCGGCCCGCCGGGGCAAGGAGUCGUUGACGUAUUUCAUCGAGAAGUCGGCGGUGGGCAGCGGCAGCUGGCAGCGGGUCAACCCCCAGACGGCCGUGCGCUCGCCUCGCUACGCCGUCUUCGACCUGGCCGAGGGGAAGCCCUACGUGUUCCGCGUCCUGUCCGCCAGCAAGCAUGGCCUGAGCGAGCCCUCGGACAUCACGGCCCCCGUCCAGCUGCAGGACGCCAGGGGUGAGUGGCCUGGGGCGGCCCAGCCGUGCUGCUGCCCAGAACUGCCCGGGGCACCUUUACCCAUGAAACCGGCCAACGGGGGCACGGGGACUGUUCCGGCCCUGAGCCCCUGGGCUUCCCGCGGGUGGCUGAGGUCUCCUUGGAGGACGUCCAGCGUGCCGCCAGGCCUGGCACUGCGCCCUGUACUCGUGUCCGGCGGGUGGUGUCCAGGCUCGGCCGCCCACCGGGCCAGUCCCUGGCACCUCGCAGCGUGAGCGUUUCUCUCCUCCUCGCCCCGCUUACUCGGCCCCCGCCCCCAGCGCUCCCUCCGGGCUCCGCUCAGAGUC